UGCGCAGUCUGGCGGCCAAUGCCGCUAUAAAAGCUUGUUUUGCUCCGGGGCUGAUGCUCGGGAGCGUGGUCGAGUGGCCGACGCGGUCGUCUUGGAGCUGGGGCACUGAAAUUCUCAAGUGGAACCAAGAGUCUGUGAGCCCUGGCACCUCCACUCAGAGAAGAUGAAGGACAUUGACAUAAGAAAGGAGUAUAUCAUCCCCAGCCCUGGUUAUAGAAAUGUGCGGGAGAGAACCAGCAAUUCAGGGCAGCACCGAGACCGCGAGGACUCCAAGUACAAGAGAACUCAACCGCUGGAUUGCCAAGAUGCCUUGGAAGCAGCAGCCCGAGCUGAGGGCCUUUCCCUGGAUGCCUCCAUGCAUUCUCAGCUCAGAAUCCUGGAUGAGGAACAUCCCAAGGGAAAGUACCAUCAUAGCUUAAGUGCUCUGAAGCCCAUCCGGACCACUUCCAAACACCAGCACCCAGUGGACAAUGCUGGGCUCUUCUCCUGUAUGACUUUUUCUUGGCUUUCUCCUCUGGCUCGCAUAGCCCACAAGAAGGGGGACCUCUCAAUGGAGGACGUGUGGUCUUUGUCCAAGUACGAGUCUUCCGAGGUGAACUGUAGAAGACUAGAGAGACUGUGGCAAGAAGAGCUGCAUGAAGUUGGGCCAGACGCUGCUUCCCUCCGGAGGGUUGUGUGGACCUUCUGCCGCACCAGGCUCAUCCUCUCCAUCGUGUGCUUGAUGAUCACGCAGCUGGCUGGCUUCAGUGGACCAGCCUUCGUGGUGAAACACCUCCUGGAGUACACCCAGGACACAGAGUCUAACCUCCAGUACAGCUUGCUGUUAGUCCUGGGCCUCCUUCUGACAGAAAUCGUGCGUUCUUGGUCACUUGCACUGACGUGGGCAUUGAAUUACCGAACUGGGGUCCGCUUGCGGGGGGCCAUCCUGACCAUGGCGUUUAAGAAGAUCCUUAAGCUGAAGAACAUUAAGGAGAAGUCCAUGGGUGAGCUCAUCAACCUGUGUUCCAACGAUGGACAGAGGAUGUUCGAGGCAGCUGCCGUUGGCAGCUUGUUGGCUGGAGGACCUGUUAUUGCCAUCUUGGGCAUGAUUUAUAAUGUAAUUAUUCUGGGACCAACAGGCUUCCUGGGAUCAGCUGUUUUUAUCCUCUUUUAUCCUGCAAUGAUGUUUGUAUCGCGGAUCACUGCAUAUUUCAGGAGAAAAUGUGUGACCAUCACAGAUGACCGUGUCCAGAAGAUGAAUGAAGUCCUCACCUACAUUAAAUUUAUUAAAAUGUAUGCCUGGGUCAAAGCAUUCUCUCAGAGUGUACAAAAAAUCCGAGAGGAGGAACGUCGGAUGUUGGAAAAAGCCGGGUACUUUCAGAGCAUCACCGUUGGUGUGGCUCCCAUUGUGAUGGUGAUCGCCAGUGUUGUGACCUUCUCUGUUCACAUGACCCUUGGCUUUGAUCUGACAGCAGCACAGGCUUUCACAGUGGUGACUGUCUUCAAUUCCAUGACUUUUGCUUUGAAAGUUACACCGUUCUCAGUAAAGUCCCUCUCAGAAGCAUCCGUUGCUGUCGACAGAUUUAAGAGUUUGUUUCUAAUGGAAGAGGUUCACAUGAUAAAGAAAAAACCAACCAGCCCUCACAUCACGAUAGAGAUGAAAAAUGCCACCUUGGCAUGGGACUCCUCCCACUCCAGUCUCCAGAACUCACCCAAGCUGACCCCCAAAACGAAAAAAGACAAGAGGGCUGCCAGGGGCAAGAAAGAGAAGGUGAGGCAGCUGCAGCGCACUGAGCAUCAGGCGGUGCUGGCAGAGCAGAAGGGCCACCUCCUCUUGGACAGUGACGAGCGGCCCAGUCCUGAGGAGGAAGAGGGCAAGCACAUCCACCUGGGGAACCUCCGCCUGCAGAGGACGCUGUACAACAUCGACUUGGAAAUUGAAGAGGGUAAACUGGUUGGAAUCUGUGGCAGUGUGGGAAGUGGAAAAACCUCUCUCAUUUCAUCCAUUUUAGGCCAGAUGUCACUUCUAGAGGGCAGCAUUGCGGUCAAUGGAACCUUCGCUUAUGUGGCGCAGCAAGCCUGGAUCCUCAAUGCCACUCUGAGAGACAACAUCCUCUUUGGGAAGGAAUUUGAUGAAGAAAGAUACAACUCUGUGCUGAACAGCUGUUGCCUGAGGCCUGACCUGGCCAUCCUUCCCAACAGUGACCUGACGGAGAUUGGCGAGCGCGGAGCCAACCUGAGUGGUGGGCAGCGCCAGAGGAUCAGCCUCGCCCGGGCCUUGUAUAGUGACCGAGACAUCUACAUCCUGGAUGACCCCCUCAGUGCCUUAGAUGCCCACGUGGGCAACCACAUCUUCAACAGUGCUAUCCAGAAGCACCUCAAGUCGAAGACGGUUCUGUUCAUUACCCACCAGUUACAGUAUCUGGCUGACUGUGAUGAAGUGAUCUUCAUGAAAGAGGGCUGUAUUACAGAAAGAGGCACCCACGAGGAACUGAUGAAUCUAAAUGGUGAUUAUGCUACCAUUUUUAAUAACCUGUUGCUGGGAGAGACACCCCCAGUUGAGAUUAAUUCUAAAAAGGAAACCAGUGGUUCACAGAAGAAAACACAAGACAAGUGUCCUAAAACAGGAUCAGUAAAGAAGGAGAAAGCAGUGAAGCCAGAGGAAGGGCAGCUUGUGCAAAUGGAAGAGAAGGGGCAGGGUUCCGUGCCCUGGUCAGUAUAUGGUGUCUACAUCCAGGCUGCUGGGGGCCCCUUGGCAUUCCUGGUCAUUCUGUCCCUUUUCAUGCUGAACGUGGGCAGUACCGCCUUCAGCAACUGGUGGUUGGGUUACUGGAUCAAGCAAGGAAGUGGGAACACCACAGUGACUCAGGAAAACAGGACGUCUGUGGGCGGCAGCAUGAAGGACCAUCCUCUCAUGCAGUACUAUGCCAGCAUCUACGCCCUCUCCAUGGCAGUCAUGCUGAUCCUGAAAGCCAUUCGUGGAGUGGUCUUUGUCAAGGGCACAUUGCGAGCCUCCUCCCGGCUCCAUGACGAGCUUUUCCGAAGGAUCCUUCGAAGCCCUAUGAAGUUUUUUGACACUACCCGCACUGGGAGGAUUCUCAACAGGUUUUCCAAAGACAUGGAUGAAGUCGAUGUGCGCCUGCCGUUCCAGGCUGAGAUGUUCAUCCAGAAUGUCAUCCUUGUGUUCUUCUGUGUUGGAAUGAUCGCGGGAGUUUUCCCGUGGUUCCUUGUGGCAGUGGGGCCCCUCAUCAUCCUCUUUUCAGUUCUGCACAUUGUCUCCAGGGUUCUGAUCCGAGAGCUGAAGCGUCUGGACAAUAUCACGCAGUCACCUUUCCUCUCCCACAUCACAUCCAGCAUACAGGGCCUUGCCACCAUCCACGCCUACAACAAAGGGCAGGAAUUUCUGCACAGGUACCAGGAGCUACUGGAUAACAACCAGAGUCCCUUCUUCUUGUUCACGUGUGCAAUGCGGUGGCUGGCAGUGCGGCUGGACCUGAUCAGCAUUGCCCUGAUCACCACCACCGGGCUGAUGAUUGUUCUCAUGCACGGGCAGAUUCCCCCGGCCUACGCGGGGCUUGCCAUCUCCUAUGCUGUCCAGUUAACAGGACUGUUCCAGUUUACUGUCAGACUGGCAUCUGAGACAGAAGCUCGCUUCACCUCAGUUGAGAGGAUCAACCACUACAUCAAGACUCUUUCCUUGGAAGCCCCUGCCAGAAUUAAGAACAAGUCUCCCUCCCCUGACUGGCCGCAGGAAGGAGAGGUCACCUUUGAGAAUGCAGAGAUGAGGUACCAAGAAAAUCUCCCCCUGGUCUUGAAGAAAGUGUCCUUCACCAUCAAACCUAAGGAGAAGAUUGGCAUCGUGGGACGGACGGGAUCGGGGAAGUCCUCUCUGGGCAUGGCCCUCUUCCGUCUGGUGGAGUUAUCUGGAGGCUGCAUCAAGAUUGACGGAGUGAGAAUCAGUGAUAUCGGCCUUGCUGACCUCCGGAGCAAACUCUCCAUCAUUCCCCAAGAGCCAGUGCUCUUCAGCGGCACUGUCAGGUCAAAUUUGGAUCCCUUCAACCAGUACACUGAAGACCAGAUCUGGGACGCCCUAGAAAGGACACAUAUGAAAGAAUGUAUUGCUCAGCUACCUCUGAAACUUGAAUCUGAAGUGAUGGAGAAUGGGGAUAACUUCUCGGUGGGGGAACGGCAGCUCUUGUGCAUAGCUAGAGCAUUGCUCCGUCACUGUAAGAUUUUAAUUCUAGAUGAAGCCACAGCUGCCAUGGACACGGAGACAGACUUGCUGAUCCAAGAGACCAUCCGAGAAGCAUUUGCCGACUGUACCAUGCUGACGAUUGCCCAUCGCCUACAUACGGUCCUGGGCUCUGAUAGGAUUAUGGUGCUGGCCCAGGGGCAGGUGGUGGAGUUCGACACCCCAUCGGUCCUUCUUUCCAAUGACAGCUCCCGGUUCUAUGCCAUGUUUGCUGCUGCAGAGAACAAGAUCGCCGUCAAGGGCUAACUCCUCCUGCUGCCGCCCAAGUCUCUUUUCUUUGGAGCAUUGCCAUUCCCUGCCUGGGGCGGGCCCCUCAUCGUGUCCUCCUGCCGAAACCUUGCCUUUCCCGAUUUUAUCUUUAGCACAGCAAUUCAGGAUUGGCUUGUGUGUUUCACUUUUAGGGAGAGUCAUAUUUUGAUUAUUGUAUUUAUUCCAUAUUCAUGUAAACAAAAUUUAGUUUUUGUUCCUAAUUGCACUCUAAAAGGUUCAGGGAACCGUUAUUAUAUAUGUAUCGGAGGCCUAUAAUGAAGCUUUAUACGUGUAGCUAUAUCUAUAUAUAAUUCUGUACAUAGCCUAUAUUUCCAGUGAAAAUGUAAGCCGUUUAUUUUAUAUUAAAAUAAGCACUGUGCUAAGAACAGUGCAGAUUCCUUUCUAUCAUUUUUGUACAGUUUGCUGCACUAGAAUCUGGUUUCACUAUUAGACUAUAGGAAGGGUAGCAUAUGUUCUUCCCCCAGCUGGUUGUUUCAUGGUGCCGGGUUUUCUGGGUGUCCCAAAGGAAGGCGUAUGGCAAUAGCGGGCCCUCCAGUGGCCCCCCUGUCGCCUCCCCAGCAGCCACUCCAGGGCGGGGUGGAGUGGGGGCCACUGGAGGCCACGCAGAGCACCGUGAAUUCUCAGGGCUCCUGCUUUCUGUCCUGUUGUCACUUCACUGUUUCUGUCGGGAGAGCAGUGGGGCAAAGUCCCAGACCCCUCUUCGCUCCCUCCGUCGGAAAUGAGAAUCGCCGAGACGUUCCUCGGUGAGGGGGGAGUGUCCUUCCUGCUUUCCUCCUUUUCGCUGCUGUUUCUCAACAAGCAUUGAGUCUGUUCCAAGUGUCCCACUGCCUCAGGUUCCUAACGCUGGCCACUGCACAGAGCUCUCCGGCUCCUCAGCCCGUCGGUUCCGAACCCUGGAGCCCACUGCUGCUUUUCCCGGUGGUACUUCUUAAUUUGCCUUCAUUUGCCCCAUGAGCCCACAGUUCAGUGACAGGGUUCAGGAUUUUGUGGGUCUGUUCCCCUUUCUCCCUGUGGUCGCCGCAGAGUCUCUUCCUCUCUCCAAAGUCUGCGACUUUAAGCAGCUCUUGCUCAUCGGUGUCUCACACUGGUGUAGAAGUUUUUUGUACUGUAAAGAGACCUACCUCAGGUUCUGAGUGCCGUGUGGUUCGGUGUGUUCCCGCAAACCCCGUUUGUGCUCUGGGGCCAGUAGCUCAGGUGGGCGUGGUCGCUGCUGUCAUCCGUCCAAUGGUCAGCGUUGCAUGUCGUGACCAACUAGACAUUCUGUCGCCUUAGCAUGUUUACUGAACACCUUGUGGAGGCAAAAAUCUGAAAAAGUGAAUAAAAUU
Messenger RNA from Physeter macrocephalus (sperm whale), 5826 nucleotides. RefSeq names its product ATP binding cassette subfamily C member 5 (gene ABCC5). Gene Ontology annotation, biological process: transmembrane transport. The transcript has 30 exons. The record is from RefSeq and is a predicted model, not a curated record. Lineage: Eukaryota; Metazoa; Chordata; Mammalia; Artiodactyla; Physeteridae. Gene Ontology annotation, molecular function: ATP binding; ATP hydrolysis activity; ABC-type transporter activity. The coding region runs from base 164 to 4477 and encodes 1437 amino acids. Gene Ontology annotation, cellular component: membrane.